This is a messenger RNA of Trachymyrmex cornetzi, 3722 nucleotides long. RefSeq names its product myotubularin-related protein 3. NCBI's taxonomy places the organism in Eukaryota, Metazoa, Arthropoda, Insecta, Hymenoptera, Formicidae. The record is from RefSeq and is a predicted model, not a curated record. The transcript is spliced from 16 exons. Bases 114 to 3122 code for a protein of 1002 amino acids. Gene Ontology annotation, biological process: regulation of autophagy; phosphatidylinositol dephosphorylation. Gene Ontology annotation, molecular function: phosphatidylinositol-3-phosphate phosphatase activity; phosphatidylinositol-3,5-bisphosphate 3-phosphatase activity; protein phosphatase binding. Gene Ontology annotation, cellular component: membrane; cytoplasm.
UCACAAUCCAGAAGUGAAUAAGAAGUGAAUCUUCAUUCGCCCUACAAACGAGACAGAAUAUUUUAAUUUGGGAAUUCCAAAUAUAGUUGCUGAAUUCGUGUUAAAACGAAGAGAUGGAGAGUUCAGAGGAACCAACUAGUUUGCAAUCCAUAUGUCAUCUCCAUGCCUCGGAGUUAUUUCCUAAGCACACAAACUUUGAAUGCGAGGAUGAAACAUUGACAAUUCCGUUUACACCAUUAAGCGGAGAAUCGGUUGUGGCAUUGGGACGGACAACGGAUGGUGUUUUGGCACUUUCAAAUUAUAGACUUUAUCUACAAUUAAAUCAAACAUGUUAUAAUAUACCUCUGGGUCUCAUUGAGCAAUUGGAGGUCAAAGAAAUAUUUUAUUUGCAUAUUGGAUGCAAGGAUGCACGUUCUUUAAGUUGCGCAUUUACUACAAAUGAGCACUGUUUAGAGUGGUUCAAACGAUUGCACAAAGUGACGUAUUCACGAAAAAGUAUAGAGGAUAUAUUUGCGUUUGCAUAUUACGCAUGGUCUAUAGAAGAAGGCAAAGAUUAUCCUAGGCUUGGAAAAGAUAAUAGUUCUUAUAUUACUACUUUUAAUUCAGAAGUUGAGCGAUUAAAAUUUAAUCUGCAUGGUACAUGGCGCGUAAGUCAAAUAAAUAAGGAUUAUCGGAUGUGUCCAUCCUAUCCACCACAGCUUCUAGUUCCCGCUUGUAUUUCCGAUGAAACCCUCGAAUUUGUUGCCAAAUUUCGAAGUUCCAGACGAAUUCCAGCUGUUAUCUGGAGACAUGUGAAUAAUGGCGCCGUGAUAGCUCGUAGUAGUCAACCGGAAGUUGGUUGGCUCGGUUGGAGAAGUUCUGAGGACGAAGUUCUUCUAAAAGCUCUUGCGGAUGCGUGUAGCUAUGAUAAGGGCGAAUCUACUAUUGUAGAUUCGCCUAUUACAUAUUCCGAUACUGGUGACGAUGCAUCGAGUGCUGCCAAAAAAGUUUUAAUUGUCGAUGCCAGAUCUUACACAACCGCCGUAGCAAAUCGGGCACGUGGCGGUGGUUGCGAGUGUCCCGAGUAUUACCCCAGCUGUGACAUACAAUUUAUGAAUUUACCAAAUAUCCAUUCAAUACGGAAAAGCUUUCAUGCUGUACGACAGCUUUGUGCGUCGGACGCAGAUCAACCAAAUUGGUUAAGUUUGCUGGAAGGAACACGAUGGUUGCAGCAUAUGUCGGGUUUAUUACGAGCAGCAGUCACUGUAGCGUCUGCAAUAGAAAGGGACGGUCGACCAGUAUUAGUGCACUGUAGCGACGGCUGGGAUAGAACUCCCCAAAUUGUCGCGUUAGCCCAGAUAUUACUUGAUCCAUAUUAUCGUACUAUGGAGGGAUUUCAAGUUUUAGUCGAGAGAGAAUGGUUAGACUUUGGACAUAAGUUCGCGGAUCGAUGUGGUCAAACAAUCGGUUGCGAUGAUCCUAACGAGCGUUGUCCAGUAUUUCUUCAGUGGCUCGACUGUGUCCAUCAAUUAAUCCUGCAAUUUCAAUGUAGCUUUCAGAUGUCAUCAGCGUAUCUAGUAAAAUUGGCCCAACAUACCUACUCGCAAUUGUUCGGUACAUUCCUGUGUAAUACCAGGCAAGAGAGGCUACAAUUGAGAUUACGCGAUCGUACGUUUUCAGUUUGGCGUUUUCUCAAUUCGACUGCGUUUGUAAAUCAUCUAUAUUCGCCGUUAAAGAAUCAAGUAUUAUGGCCAAGUUGUAACGUACGCGAUCUUGUUCUAUGGUCUGAAGUGUAUCUAGGCUCUAUGGAAUCAUCGCUUGGUAUGAGAGACAAUAAACAAAGAAUGACAGUAAUAGACAUUGAAGGUGGCGAGAAUGAGGAGCCACAGGGGCAAAUGACGAAGACGAGAUCAUAUGGCGAUCUUAUGCAUGCUCCUGAUCAUGCGACGCAUCUGCACAGAAGACGCAGCGAUCCGAGUAUUUCUAUGGAAAAAAAAUUUGAUUCUCUAGCACUUGAGACUGAGAUGGAUAAAAAGAAUGUAAAAUACGAUAACAAGAACGAAACCGUGAACGAAAAUUUAUCAGAAACUGAAAUCAGGACAAAACGAGAUAUCAUUAAUCAAACAUCCAAUGAUUCGCCUGCCAAUCCUUCGGUAGAUAGUUCCACUGAUACUUUGAUACCCAACAAUGAUUCUGUUGUUCCAGUGGUGAAUGAAGAGAAGGAAGCGCAACAAAUAAAUUCAUCGCGUGAUAUUGUUUCACCGUGGAUUGAAACCGGCACUACUACUGCACAAGUUGUUUGUUCUUCGUGCAAUCGUAAUCAUAAUGAGGGUAGUGACGUGAGUGAUACCAGCGCUCCAUUGAUAUCAAGAACUCCGAGUAGCAUAUGUCCAGCUUCUCCAACCCAUCAAGAUGUCAUGCUAGAUAAUCCUGACUGGUUGGACGAUGUUGACGGUCUUCCUGUUAUAUGUUGUGACGUUCAAAUGCGAGUCCAACAAAUUAUCGUAGAGCAUAAGCUCAAGGAGGAAGCCUUGAGAAAGGAAUUGCAUACAACAAGACUGGCACUAAUCAAACAAGUUUGCAAUCACAAUGCAGAUAUCGAUCGUAUAGAUGACAUCGGUUCACUACCUGAUUCGGUGGGUAGCGCUGGUGAACAUGGGGAAUCACUACCGUCGGAUAUGUCCUGGGAAGCUGUGGAGGAAUUAGGUCCCGCGCCUACUUUAUGGGUGCCCGAUCAUGCCGUGACUCGGUGUAUGGGAUGUAACACGGAAUUCUGGCUUGGUAGACGUAAACAUCACUGCAGAUGUUGUGGGAAGAUUUUCUGUGCCGAUUGUUCCGAGAAUUCUACUCCCUUACCUAGCGAGCAGCUCUACAAUCCUGUAAGAGUAUGUAGCGACUGCUACGCACGGCUGCAUCAUCAUCAUCAUCAUACAAGUUCCUGUCAGUGCAAUAUUCGACAACAAAAUAUAAAAACAGAAAAUGAGGCAGACUCUUUCGAAACAGCGACUUUACAACAACCGGUUUCAUGUCAAAGACCGAGGAAAUUACCACCCACUACAACAAAGGAUUCCUGCUGUGACAACUUAUUACAGGCAACACAUCAGAAAACGCAGCCAUCUAUCGCGGCAGCCACAGUAAACUAAAAAGAAGAGUAAGAAUCGAGCAGAAGAAAAAUAACAUGAAGAAAUGCGAUUAAUCUAUACGAUGCGCUUGUCGUAUUCAUCAUUUAUAUUGCGUACAUAUGGCACAUGGACUAAUGCAUCUAGCUUGUUCUAAGCGAUCUAAUAUAUUUAUUGCUAGAUUAAUAAUUUGUACGAACAAGUGUAUAGCUGAUAUAUGGAGAAGAGAUGACAAAAUCAGUAUACGAAGUGUAUAUAUCUUGAGAAUAACUCGAGACUAAGAUUCCCAGAGAAUAAGAUUCUAUUUCUCUUAUAAGAAAUAGAAGGGAAUCCUCCGAGUUUAUCUAGGUAUCUUUAUGCUAAUAUGACGAGAGGGGGUGAUGAGUGGCAAAGUCUCGGAUAGGCUGUGAUCGAUAUCUAACUUUGUAGACGACUACACUAUCAAGCGAAGUGCUGAUUAAUUGUCAAUUGAUCACGAGAAGAGCGGUUAUUUGCUAAUUAGCAAUCGGAUCGAGCGAAAACGAAUAAAAUCAUAUUUCUUAUAUCAACGUCGAUGUAUAAGAAUUGGGAUAUUAAAUGUCAUUAUCUCAUUGCAAGCGUUUUAUAUCAAUCAGAUUCACAAAC